CCAGAACAUAAAUAUGCAAGCUGGCCGUCGGCAGCUGUGCUCUCUAGCCCCUUUUACUACAGGCUCUGAUUCAGAGCGCUGUCGUACCUCAAUGUUAUAUAGAACGCGUGUUUCGUAGCAUAGAUUCCGGAGUUCGUUUUAUAUUCUCGAAUUUCUUUUCAAACCUGCAUUCCUCCCCUUGCAUCCACCCUUUGCUCCGGCGUGCGUUGAUACCAUCAAAUAGCACUGGCGGCAUCUGAAGGCCACAUGGCUGCUGCAGCGGGGCAGCCGCACGAAGAUAUGGGCUCACAACAGGCAGAAAAGGGUUGGUGGAAAAGGGUAUUUCGCUCGGCUUCGUCUGGAAACUCCAGGUCGAGUCAGGGUCCAGAGGACAUAGACUAUCGCCCUAGAGCGACCUUGGGUAUUCUUAGUGAUCGGGAGACCGACGAAGUGCCAGGGACUGUACUCCUCCUAUCUUCCAACCGUAACGAACCGCUGGGCUUGAGGCAUCAGCCUCAACGUACAUCAGCCUCAUCGCUGCCUGUCUCACAUCCUCCAUCGAGGUCGUCUUCUCGCGCAUCGGCGCCCCCUACAAAGAAGACCGCGGACGGAAAGAUUGUCUUGAACCCACAGCCAGACGAUUCAAGAAAUGACCCUUUGAACUGGCCGGUCUGGCGACGUGAUGCCGCAUUGAUCUCACUGGGCUUUUACUGCCUGAUGGGCGGCGGCAUGACGCCCAUUCUCGCCGCCGGCUUCAACCAGGUCGCGGAGGCUUACGAUGUUGACACGCAGAAGGUGGCAUAUACUACAGGGUUGUAUAUGCUAGGGCUGGGUAUUGGAUCAGUUGUCAUGUCACCUACCGCAAUUCUGUGGGGAAAGCGCCCGGUUUAUUUACUAGGCGCAACCCUGUUCAUUAUCUCUGCAGUCUGGUGUGCAGUGUCACCAAACUACCCUAGCCUCGUCGUGGCUCGUAUCUUUCAAGGCAUUGCGGUCAGCCCCGUCGAGUGCUUACCCUCAGCAACGAUCGCGGAGAUCUACUUCUUGCAUGAGAGAGCAUAUCGAGUUGGAAUCUAUACACUUCUCCUCCUCGGAGGUAAGAACCUUAUCCCACUUGUUAGUGCAGCCAUCAUCGGCAGCCUAGGUUGGCGCUGGGUAUUCUGGAUCGUCGCUAUCAUUGUCGGCGCCUGCCUCGUUUUGAUAUUUUUCUUCCUGCCGGAAACCUUCUGGGAUCGUACCCCACGGCCCCGUCGACACCGCAAACGCCCUGAUUUCUACCGGAGCGUGUCGGACAUGGUGUCGCAUGGACUUCACAGGGGCCGCACCACCAAUGCUCAUCCUCGUGACAUCUCGGAGGAUGCUCCAGAUGCCGUUUCUCAAAAGCGGUCCAAGAAGGGUCAUGUUGGCUUUAUCGAAAACGAGCCCGAAGAUGAGGAGUUAGAGCAGGAGAAGCAGGAGUUGCCCUACGGAUCGGACCCGGUGUCUCUGGUGCAGAGCCAAAGCCAAGUGGCAGACCCGUCUGUGGAGCCUUCUGAUCCGGAAUCAACGGAGAAGCCGAGUCUUCCGCCGCUAACCAACGGCGGUGCGACUCGCUCUUCUGAUCUAGAAGCUGGACGAUUUGCGUCGCCGUCACCUGCGCGAAGCGAGUCAGCGGAUCCGGCUGCAGGGUUAAGCUUGCCCGUUCAGUAUACUAAUCGACUUCGUGACAAGACAAAAAUCCCGUACACCUACUACCUGCGACCAUGGAACGGAAGGAUUUCGCAGGAUCGUUGGUUACGGGUUGCUAUCCGUCCGUUCAUAUUGUUCGCGUAUCCGGCAGUAUUGUGGUCGACCGCCGUGUACGCGCUGUCGGUGGGAUGGCUCAUCGUCUUGUCAGAGGUCGUUUCCCACAUCUACCAAGAUAGGGAGACCUAUAACUUCACCGCUCUUCAGACUGGCCUGGUCUAUAUCUCUCCGUUCGUGGGCGGCUUACUAGGCACGGCGGUGGCAGGUAAGAUUUCAGAUAUCAUUGUCCGGUAUAUGACACGACGCAACGGUGGAGUUUACGAGCCGGAGUUCCGCCUUAUAAUGGCUAUCCCCAUCGCCCUAUCGACGACCAUAGGGCUUAUGGGAUUCGGCUGGAGCGCCCAAGAAAAAGACGCUUGGAUUGUCCCGACCAUCUUUUUCGGCCUGGUGUCGUUUGGAUGCUGCUUAGGGAGUACGACGUCCAUCACAUUCUGUGUCGAUAGCUACCGGCAGUAUGCUGGAGAAGCCUUGGUAACCCUGAACUGGAGCAAGAAUGUUUUCCACGGCCUGGUCUUCUCGCUGUUCGUUGUGGACUGGAUGGAGGAUGAUGGAGCACGAACGGUCUUUAUAGCUCUUGGCGUCAUUCAGUUCGGACUGCUGCUCUUUUCUAUUCCGAUGUAUAUUUUCGGCAAGCGGGCUCGCAUGUGGACUGUGCGCAAGAAAUUGAUGGAGAGAUUCUAAUGAUUGCCUUUGGAUAAGGCGUAACGGUUGUUCUUGGAUGCAUAAGAUAUGUUUGGGUGUACAUAAUUCCAUGUUUCAGCCUCUAGAGUCUAGAUUCAUGAUAAAUGCUACGAGACAUGAAAUUCACUAGGGAAAACAGCUA
Molecule: messenger RNA, 2584 nt
Organism: Aspergillus nidulans FGSC A4
Lineage: Eukaryota; Fungi; Ascomycota; Eurotiomycetes; Eurotiales; Aspergillaceae
Product: putative MFS transporter
Exons: 4
Coding region: 247-2442 (731 amino acids)
Biological process (GO): transmembrane transport
Cellular component (GO): membrane
Molecular function (GO): transmembrane transporter activity
Source: RefSeq, a predicted model, not a curated record